Molecule: messenger RNA, 783 nt
Organism: Durusdinium trenchii
Lineage: Eukaryota; Dinophyceae; Suessiales; Symbiodiniaceae
Source: the annotation of a GenBank genome assembly
AUGAUUGGUUUUGACACAGAGGCCCGACCAGGAGCAUCGCAAAGAACCGAACAGAAGGGAGUGCCAGCCCACUUGGAAGUGAUCACGACCUAUUUGCGGGGAAUGAAAUUCGAGGAGAACGAUCUUGUGGUUUUUGCCGACAUCUUGCCCAACAGGCAGGCGGAAUUUGCCAGGGCUGCUGUGAGCCGUGCUUUGGACGCAAACGCACGCCGCCCACAAGUGAGGUAUUGUGGGUGUUUCCGUGCAGAUCAGAAGGAUGUCAUUGCGAACCUUGAGGAGAUGGUUUAUACCCAUUGGGAUGCUUCCGAUGCAGCUCCUCCGCGCGCUCGCCCCACUGAACGUGUCCCAGAUCCAACUUUGGUCCUGCUGUCUUGGAAUUCUGGGGUGGCAUCAUUUCCGGACUCCAUCACGCAGAAAUUUCCGGAGCAUUCUGCCGCCUAUGGGCAAGUGUUGGAGAUGAAGAAGCAGCUGUGCCAAGAGUUUCCAGACUCAGUUCCUGCUCGAACGACACAGUCUGCACCAAAACCCGGGAAACCCCGAGCAGCAGGAAGGCCUGGCUUCAACAUCGAGGGUGGCAAAACGCCUCUGGAUGUCACAAGGUUGAUUGACCUUGAGCACACCCCAGUGGCUUCUUUCAAUGUGGGGAGGAAGGCUUAUUGUCCUGGAACCCGUGUCAAGCCUGCAAUCGUGGUGGGCACCGAUUACUCCAUGUGGAUCGGCAACGAGACUGACGAGGAAGUUUCACUGCAGGCUUGUGAAAUAUGCGGAUUCAAUUUGGGCUAG